This is a messenger RNA of Pungitius pungitius (ninespine stickleback), 7565 nucleotides long. It is a transcript of the gene hspa12a, whose product is annotated as heat shock protein 12A. Bases 251 to 2266 code for a protein of 671 amino acids. NCBI's taxonomy places the organism in Eukaryota, Metazoa, Chordata, Actinopteri, Perciformes, Gasterosteidae. The transcript has 12 exons. The record is from RefSeq and is a predicted model, not a curated record.
CCCUCCCCCCCCCCCCGCAUCCACCCCAAAAAAACUCCAGACCCCAGAGCUCGUCCAUGCGGUUUAAACGCCCUGUCCAUCGAACAGUAAGCGGCGAGGCGACGUGCAAUCCAAGUGGACGUAAGAUUCUUCUUCGCAGGCUGUUUGAGAAGUUGCUUGCUCUGCGGCCCGGGGUCCCCAGUCGCGCGGGACGAUUGCCUGGUGUAGCUGUAUCGGGGAGAAGGCGCGGGAGGAGGUGAAACUGCGGGACAUGAUGACUGAGAGGGAAACGGCGAAAGAGGAGACACUAACAGAUGCAAUGGCUAAUCCUUCUCCAGCUAAGAGCAUGGGUGACCCUGGAAUUACCCCGCUGUCUCCUUCACAUACCCAGCAGAACGACACGGACCAGGUGCCGUCUGGGCCGUCCUUUGUGGUGGUGGUUGCCAUUGAUUUUGGCACCACGUCCAGCGGUUAUGCUUACGCCUUCAUUAAGGAGCCAGAAUGCAUUCACACAAUGAGGCGAUGGGAAGGCGGGGACCCUGGGGUGUCCAAUCAGAAGACUCCAACCACGAUCCUGCUUACUCCAGACAGGAAGUUCCACAGUUUUGGCUACGCGGCACGUGACUUCUACCAUGACCUGGACCCUAGCGAGUCCAAACAAUGGCUCUACCUGGAAAAAUUCAAAAUGAAGCUCCACACUACUGCCAAUCUGUCCAUCGACACAGACCUCCAUGCAGCCAAUGGAAAGCGAGUGAAAGCUCUGGAUAUUUUUGCAUAUGCAUUAGCCUUCUUUAAGGAGCAGGCACUAAAGGAGCUGAGCGAUCAGACAGGCAUUGGGUUUGACAACAAUGAUGUGAGAUGGGUGAUCACUGUUCCUGCCAUCUGGAAAAUGCCUGCAAAGCAGUUUAUGAGGGAAGCUGCCUAUAAGUCUGGGCUGGUGUCUCGUGAAAUCCCAGAGCAGCUGAUCAUCGCAUUAGAACCAGAAGCAGCAUCAAUCUACUGCCGCAAGCUCCGCCUCCACCAAAUGGUGGACCUGGGCACCCUUACCACGCAGAACGGCUGCAGCCCCACUGACAACGUGGGCAGUGGAAUGACCCAAGCAAAGGAGCUUGUUCGGCGCAACCGGCAGAGCCGCACCUUUUUGGUGGAAAAUGUCAUAGGGGAACUUUGGUCGGAACUGGAAGAAGGUGACCGAUAUGUGGUGGUGGACUGUGGCGGAGGAACCGUGGACCUGACAGUUCAUCAGAUCCGUCUUCCAGAGGGACAUCUAAAAGAGCUCUACAAGGCCUCAGGUGGUCCCUAUGGCUCCCUCGGCAUUGACUAUGCAUUUGAGAAGCUACUGUGUAAGAUCUUUGGCCAGGAUUUUAUCGACCAAUUUAAGAUCAAGAGGCCAGCUGCCUGGGUGGACCUGAUGAUUGCGUUUGAGUCUCGGAAGAGGGCAGCAGCCCCUGACAGAACCAACCCCCUCAAUAUUAACCUGCCGUUCUCCUUUAUUGACUACUACAAGAAGUUCCGGGGCCACAGCGUGGAACAUGCCCUGCGCAAAAGCAAUGUGGAUUUUGUGAAAUGGUCGUCUCAGGGGAUGCUGAGGAUGAGUCCAGAAGCUAUGAAUUCCCUCUUUAAGCCCACAAUAGACCACAUCAUCCAGCAUCUCACUGAGCUGUUUGAGAAGCCAGAGGUGAGCGACAUUAAGUUCUUGUUCUUAGUGGGUGGUUUUGCUGAGUCUCCCCUGCUACAACAAGCUGUCCAGGACAUGCUGCAGGGCCGCAGUCGCAUCAUCAUUCCCCACGACGUCGGCCUCACUAUUCUGAAAGGGGCUGUCCUGUUUGGCCUCGAUCCCACCAUCAUCAAGGUCCGCCGCUCGCCUCUCACAUACGGAGUGGGCGUCCUCAACCGCUUCGUGGAGGGCAAGCACCCGCCGGAGAAGCUGCUGGUGAAAGACGGCACUCGCUGGUGCACAGAUGUCUUUGACACCUUCAUUGCUGCGGACCAAUCUGUGGCCCUUGGUGAGAUGGUGAAGCGAAGCUACACCCCGGCCAAGCCGUCUCAGCAGGUCAUUGUCAUCCACGUCUACUGCUCUGAGAAGGAAAAAGCGGGGUUCAUCAGCGAGCCCGGCGUCAGGAAGUGCGGGACACUUCGCCUGGAUGUGAGUGGAACGGAAAGCACGGCGCCACGUCGCGAGAUCCAGACGCUCAUGCAGUUUGGGGACACAGAGAUCCGGGCCAUGGCAGUGGAUGUGUCCACCGGACGCACCGUCAAAGCUAGCAUUGAUUUCCUAAGCCAUUAAGAAGGUAACAAGAUAGCUAAUGCAAUAAUUGUUGCAACUAGGGAAAAAGGCUUGGAACACACACACACAGAAACACACCCACACACACACAGAAAAGCUGGGGAUAUUUAUAAGUGGUUAUUGAUGACGAAUCUCGUGGCUCAAUCCCUCUCAGUUUAAGUGUUGUAGAAUCCAUGUUAGGACAAAGCAAAGGAAACGGCAGUCUGGAUGAGUUCAUUGUGUUCUAGGUGCCUCCAUAUAGUCUAGCUGCUGAGUGUUCAUAGACUCAUAUCACACCCAUAGACCCCAUGCAGAGGCUACAGCUGCAGGUUAAGGAGUUCCUGAAAGGAAACAUAAAGGCUUAUUCCUGUCUCAGCCAUAAUGUAUUACAGCUUUUCAGAUCUUCUCUUUGAGCAUUCUCAGAGCCAGAAAACAAGACACAAAUGUAUACAACUAAUUAGGUGGAUAAACAUGCAUGAAGCAUCCUUAGAUGCCUCACUUUAUGUCUGUCAGAUUAAAGCGGAUCAUUGCAUCUCUUGGCUUUACAAAACAUCUUGUAUGCAAAAGGUCACCCGGAUCAUCGGGAUGGAUUUAAGAUCUUAAAGCUGUUUGUGUGCUUCAAAAAUGACAUCAGGCCCUCUUCACUAGAGUUCUGAAGCCAUACUAGUGGUUUUGCAUGAUUAAACCGUUUAAACUGUAGAUUGUUGAUGUGUCACACAGCCCAUUUCCAAAAUUGUAUUCCUAUAGAUUUGCCUCAUUCCAAAAAACCUUUUAUUGAUAGUGAUCCACUGCAGUAAACAUGUGGUCAGCUUCAUAUCUUGAGCUAUGCUUUCAUUGCAUGGUGGUGUAUUAUGGAAACCCGACUUCGCUAUCAGUGGUAGAAGGGGGUAGUUUGUGUCGGUGACAGUAUUUGACCCAAUGCUAGAAAUACGUGGCUAAUUAGGCUAAACACGUAGAUGGUUGGCUUCCACUUGAUUGUGAGGCAGUUUUUGUGACCUAAGGGCAGCAAAACAAACUGUAAAGAACGUGUUCACAUCCAGGCAGAUGAUGGCAGAGCCCACCUUAACCAUGUGACAUUGUCCCAUUUAGAGUCUAUAUUUACAACCAGGUUCUGUUGGAGAACCUUACUUAACCUACUUAAUGUCAAUUGAUGUGAUUACAAGUAAUACUACAUUUUUUUCCUGAUGAAAGGACAUUUGAUUGUUAAUAAUUAGGUCAAAAUCAUGGAAAGCCACCAGUAUGUUCCUUAAAGGCCUUAAAGGCUUUAUUCAAAACUGACUCCAAGAAUGUGAAAUGUGCUGCAAGCGCGAAUGUUGCAUUUAUUUGUGAAUGCUUCUGACUAUUAAAUGUGGACAAAAAGACACUUGGCCACUUGAAUAUUGUGAAUGGAAAUGUGAGGCUGCAAGCCAGAUGAAAGAUAGAAAAUGAAAUGUUUUUAUUUCUGUAAAUACAGUAUUUAUAUAUUGUACAGAUUUUUUAGCAUUGUUUCUGUAGCUUUAGAACCAAUAGUGCAAGUCAUUGUGUUGUGUUUGUGUUUUCACAUGUACAUCUCUCUAUAUUUGUUACUCCCCAGCCAUAGCAUGAGAGGUCAAGACAGCUUCGGAUGCCCUGUUCUUUCAAAAGGGAGAAAUGAUGUGUCAACUGUUCAUUCUUUUUGCAGUCUCAAAAGAAACUUGAAUAACUCCGUCUAGGGCGGCACGGAAGGACUAUCUCACAAUCCGUUCAUCCCGGUGUUACGCCUUAACAACUGAUUUUCGUCGUGGGGCGGCCAGCGGAGAAGCUAGUUGUCUUACGUGUGUUGAAAUUGAAUUAUGGUAACUUUAUAACAACAAUUAAUAACCCACAACAAUCUCUCUUUAAAGGGUAAAACACCACGACACAACAGCUUGUGCCACAAACAAUUUGUAACACUAAUAAUUGUACAUUUAUAAAAAUGUACAAUUAUUAGUACAAUUACUCUGUUGCUACAUGAAAACACGGAAAAGAGAGAUACAAGAGGAACACCAGAGAUGCACCAACACAACUUGUGCCCAAGAGAGGAGCUGUGUCUGUUGGGAGGGUAUUUGGUAAAGUUACGUUAAAUCAGAAAACGGUUUAUUGAAAAGGCUGCCAGCCACAACAAGCUAAAACGCUAACUCGCCGGCCUUUUGCGACCAAGUUGGCCAGAGGGGCGAACAGCUGUUUGUGUAGGCUGUUUGCAGCCACAACAAGGUAACACGCUAACUGCUGCUAACAAGCUAACUUGGCCAGUUGCGCGCAAGUUGGCUGGCUAGCGACGAACAGCUGUUCGGGUAGUCGGGUCAUUUUUCGGGGUCAAUUAAUUAAUGUGUUUACUUGAAAAAGCAAUACCGUGAUUUACGUCAGAAUGUUUCUUAAUACCCUGAUAUGGAUUUUUGGCCAUACCGUGCAGCCCUACCUCCGUCCUUAAAAAAGUAGACAGUAGAAUAACAGUACUUGUAGGAGAUUAGAUUCUGUAGUGAAUUCAUGAUGAUUUAUUACACGAUCAGUGGAUCAAUUUGAAGACAAUAUUUUUCCAUCCUACUGUAAAGAGCCAUUUUAUUCUGAAAUUGUUGCUUUGUUAAAGACUGAGCAUUUUUGUUAAAGACUGGCAUUUUUCAGAAAUAAUCAUACAACCUAAAGCCACAUUACCAUAUGAUUAGGAUUAUGUUUUAAGUUUUAAGUAGAGAGUGCCUAGUAUGAAUAACAUUUGAUGUCAAGAAACAUUUACUAAUCAGAGCUUUAUAAUGUGUGACUCAAACACAGAUUCUCACAGUGGGAAUUCAUCAAAGUCCUUUACAAUGUGUAAAUGCUCAAUGUGUUGGCCGACCACCCUGAGGAAAGACCUCACAGGUUGAAUGAAGGGGCGUUGCUGUGUGUCAUGUGUUAUCUUCAUCAGCUCAACUGAGCAACAACCGCAGUGGUGAUGAACAGGAGAGCAGCGGGUGGUUUCAUCCAUGCUAAAGGCUCUGUAGGGCGUGGUUUGAAGACCAAUACCUGUAGAGUACCACAUUCUAUACCUCUAAUGUGAAUUAACCUCUGGCCACAGUGCACCGCGCGCAUGAAGCGGUCAAUUCUGACAGCGGCAUACCUCCUUUUUGAGCAACACAGUCAAACUGUUGUGCUAUUGUCAAUGGUGCAAAGUCAUGUGUGAGGGUUACAGCAUGCUUCAUAGUAAUUAGAAUAGGCCACACCCUCCUCAAACUGGCCUAGUGUUAAUGCAGCGUCUCUCUAAAACUCUUCAUGGGGGAAAAGAAGUAGUAAUUAAGCGAAUACUGCAUCAAUUCAGAUGGUCAGUUUAGCAUUUGCACGAUAUGAAAAGCUCUUAUUAGUUUGAAGAAUACUGAGACCACCAGAGUUCAGGUUGAACUUGAAAUGAAAGGGCUGUGCAUUUGUACUUUGCAAUGCGUGAACCCAAUGAUUGCACUGACUUCAUAAAAAAAAUGUUUUUAGCUAGAAAAAUGGGGGCCCAGUAGAGUGUGGCCACUUCAAUGCUAAAAAGCAUGAGCAUCACUAUAGCUGACCACAGUUCAAGGAGGCAGAUGUUCACAAGACUGAGCGAGCUGGCUGACACAAACACAUGUGAAGAGGCAACACAUCUCUUUGAUGAGUACUGAACAAUAGAACACAAGAACAAUAAACCUGUCGAUGGUUUAUCGUUUGGAUCAAGAAGAAUGCCACGUCAUGUUAUCGACCAACUGCCCCCAGAGGUAUAUUAAUGCUGUUGAGUUAUAUGUUUCCAGGAUCAUGAUAUCAAGAUGAUACAAUCUAAUACCUAGGUUUAAGCCAUUUUUUGGAAUCCUAAUUUGAACUGUAAAUCAAGGCUUGUCUCUUUGGUGUCAAUGUCUAAAGUUGCACAAGCUGCUGUCUUCAGCACUCUUUGUGUAAUGCAUGGCUUGCAUGUGCCAUAUAGGAAUGACUAAACAACAGAAGAUAAUUAGUUGAUAUUACUAACGCGCACAAUCAAGCUUUUUCCAAGAUGAUAAUGAUGAUGGUGGUGUUUCUACAGUCAGUAGGUUGCUCAGCCUGAUCAAUCGUUGAAGUCUCCUUGGCUGUAUUAAGGGCUGGGCGGUAAUUCUAGUUCAACCGGUCGCUAAUAUUUUUGCGGUAUGAAUUUUUCACAUACCGUCAUAACCAUAACAUCUGUUUUUGCUCUUGACAGGCGGGGAAGUCUUUUUUACCCUUCUCCACCGGGGUGACAACAAUUAAUAACUCACAACAAAUGCUCUUUAACAGGGUAAAACACCACGACACAACCGUUUGUUACACUAAUAAUUGUACAUUUCUAAAAUCACACCACCGAACUGCGGGCAAGGUAGAGCUCGCCUGCUAUCAUAACGAGAAGAAACUCCAUCAGAACAUGAAAACACGCAAAAUAGCAUUGCAGGAGGAACAGGGAGAGACCAGAGAUGCACCAACACAACUUAUGCCCAAGAGAGGGGCUGUGUGCUUUUUGGAGGGUAUUUGGUUUUGAGAAACGAUGUAUUGCAAAGUUGGUCGAGCCUCCACGGCUAAAAGGCUAAAAAAGUUAACUCUCCGGGAAGAUGCAAGCAUUGGCCAGCUGCGGUCUUUUCUUGGUCAAUGAAUGAAUGUGUUUACUUUUAAAAAAAAAGAUACCGGGAAACCGCCAGAAUCUUACAAAAUAUUUUUAGCCAUACUGCCCAGCCCUAGCUGUAUAGAAUUUCAUACUAUAAAUAGCAAACGUUAAAUAGCAAAGCAGCACUUCUACUUGACAACUAGCCUAAUAACCUUUUAUUCCUUCUACACAGCUCUAUCACAAGAUGGAUAUUUGGUCUAAAAGUUUAAUAACACUUUCUAUUGUUUCUUUGGUCACAUAAUUACAAUGUAAUGCACUUGAGCAUUAUGUAGUGCACAGGACACUAUUAUGUAGCAGUUUAUAUGUAUUAUAAAAUGGUAGAAGACUUGUUGAGCUGACAUUAGCCAUCUGGUCUUAGGUUGUCAGACAUUUCGCCUCAGAUGUCAAAUUUCGGGUCAGAAAUGAGGUGGUUCAGUAGAUGGGAUUUGAGAUAGUGGUCUAGCCAGCUUGUAUUAUUUAGAAUAAUCUGCUCAACGCUAUUUAAAAUAUACAAUCAUUCAGAAUAUGUACCUACCUACGCUGGAAUGAGUUGUAAUCACCUAAGCCUCUGAAACUCAACACAAUGUACAUGUUGUUUUUUCAGUUCUUUUGGUGAUGCAAAAUGUUCUUAUAUUAAUCUUGAGUUACUUAUUGUCUUGUUCUCAGUUAUGGCUGUAUUUCGAUCGAUGCUAGGUAUUCACUGUCAAGAAUGUCACCAAUAAAAUUCUAAGUGUAUUUCAAAAAGAA